This is a messenger RNA of Conger conger (European conger), 1324 nucleotides long. Its product is annotated as protein rapunzel-like. The coding region runs from base 176 to 1324 and encodes 382 amino acids. The transcript has 2 exons. NCBI's taxonomy places the organism in Eukaryota, Metazoa, Chordata, Actinopteri, Anguilliformes, Congridae. The record is from RefSeq and is a predicted model, not a curated record.
GGCCACAACCUUCUUUAACAGGAAGUGCAUCAUAGGGCAUCAGGAAACUGAAACCGACAGGUCCUGUCAGAUGCUUUCAAUUCGCUGCUCUGUAGGGGGCAACGGACAACACAGCCAGGAUCAAUAAACACAAAUUUCAGGAAUCAGUGUUGUCCGUGACAUCAUCGAUACAGCGAUGUCGGCCGUCGAGGCGACGGUGGCCUCCAGGCUGAUGAAGCGGCUGGCAGACAAGAAGGAGUCAGUGGAGGCCUUCAUGGAGACCCUGGAGAAAGGAGCGGAGCUUCUGGUGGAGACGGUGGGCGAGAUGCUGCCCGUCUUCUCCGUCGUGGGCCCCGUGGUGCAGCUGGCCCUGGACAACGUGGAGAGCAAGGAGGCCGAGUUCAUGACGGAGCAGUUCCAGAAGGUUCGAGAGCGUCUGGGGGUCGUCUCCGAGGAGAUCCGCCGCGUCGACCAGGAGAUCAGGAAGAGCGGGGCGGACGUCGCCUACUUUUCCGCGGAGGAGAACCUGAGCAAUCAGUUCCGCAAGUUCAUGGACAUCCUCAACGCCAAGUCCAAGUUCCGGGAGGUCAAGAAGAAGCUGUUUCUGGAGCACUUCUCCAAGACCGGGGGCGACAAGAACCUGCACACCCUGUACAAUGCUGUGACAGGGGACAAGUUCUCCGGGGAGUCGGUGCUGGAGAUCACCCUCAACUAUCACGAAAAGAGCCGGCGGGUCACAGAGGACUUCUGCGCCCGUCUGAAGAACCUCUUCUGCAUUGGGCUCAUCGCCCUGGUGGGCCAGGCGGCUCUGAAGGGGGCCGGCGAGGAAGAGGAUGUCCUGAAGGACUGGGGGGAGAGGAUGAGGGUCGUGGAGGAGAAGAUGAAGGCCGCGGUCGAGGCCUGCAAGGCCAGCUUCGCCGAACAGGCCGAGCUGGACGUCGGGAAGAGGCUGAAGGAGUGGAGCGACAGACCUCCGGUUGAGCUCGCCGGCGACAUCGCCGAGUUCCUCAACCAGAAGUACGACUGGGUGUCCUGGUCGGUCCGGGCUUACGCCCGCUCAAGGGGCUGCUUCAGCGACUUAGUCUACGGGAGCAAGGACCAAGCCAUCUGCGGGGGGAGCCACUUCACCUACGAGGGUGGGACCGUGGUGGUGGUGUCCUACAGCCAGGGGAGGAUUCGGGACCUGGAGAAGAUGGCACGCAGAAUUCGCGUCUGCCAGCCGCAGGGUCUCGUGCACGUGGUCAGCAGUCGUUGGGCGGUGGCUGUGGACAGCAGCAGCUUCCCCGAUGACUGUCAGUACUACCAAAGGUACAGGAACGCCCACAUCUACAUACACGCAGAGUGA